AUGCAACACGACAACAGUUGGAACGCCAAUGUAUGUCAUGAUGGCAUGGUGCCCAAAAUUACCUUGAUCUAUGCCAUGUCUUGCUGUAAAAUUCCAGCUGCUUCACCGAGACCGAGCCCCCUCACCGAGCCCCCUCACCGAGCCCCCUCACCGACCCCCUCACCGAGCCCCCUCACCGAGCCCCCUCACCGAGCCCCCUCACUGAGACCGAGCGCCCUCACCGAGCCCCCUCACCGAGCCCCCUCACCGAACCCCCUCACCGAGCCCCCUCACCGAGCCCCCUCACCGAGCCCCCUCACCGAGCCCCCUCACCCGAGCCCCCUCACCGACCCCCUCACCGACCCCCUCACCAACCCCCUCACCGAGCCCCUCACCGAGACCGAGCCCCCUCACCGACCCCCUCACCGACCCCCUCACCGAGCCCCUCACCGAGACCGAGCCCCCUCACCGAGCCCCCUCACCGAGCCCCCUCACCGACCCCCUCACCGAGCCCCCUCACCGAGCCCCCUCACCGAGCCCCCUCACCGAGACCGAGCCCCCUCACCGAGCCCCCUCACCGAGCCCCCUCACCGAACCCCCUCACCGAGCCCCCUCACCGAGCCCCCUCACCGAGCCCCCUCACCCGAGCCCCCUCACCGACCCCCUCACCGACCCCCUCACCAACCCCCUCACCGAGCCCCUCACCGAGACCGAGCCCCCUCACCGACCCCCUCACCGACCCCCUCACCAACCCCCUCACCGACCCCCUCACCGAGCCCCCUCACCGAGCCCCCUCACCGACCCCCUCACCAACCCCCUCACCGACCCCCUCACCGAGCCCCCUCACCGAGCCCCCUCACCGACCCCCUCACCGAGACCCCUCACCGACCCCCUCACCAACCCCCUCACCGAGCCCCCUCACCGAGCCCGACCCCCUCACCGAGCCCCCUCACCGAGACCGAGCCCCCUCACCGAGCCCCCUCACCGACCCCCUCACCGAGACCGCCCCCUCACCGAGACCGAGCCCCCUCACCGAGCCCCCUCACCGAGCCCGACCCCCUCACCGAGCCCCCUCACCGAGCCCCCUCACCGACCCCCUCACCGAGACCGAGCCCCCUCACCGAGACCGAGCCCCCUCACCGAGCCCCCUCACCGAGCCCCCUCACCGAGCCCGACCCCCUCACCGAGCCCCCUCACCGAGCCCCCUCACCGAGCUCCCUCACCGAGCCCGACCCCCUCACCGAGCCCGACCCCCUCACCGAGCCCCCUCACCGAGCCCCCUCACCGAGCCCCCUCACCGAGCCCGACCCCCUCACCGAGCCCUCUCACCGAGCCCGACCCCCUCACCGAGCCCCGUCACCGAGCCCGACCCCCUCACCGAGCCCCCUCACCGAGCCCCCUCACCGAGCCCCCUCACCGACCCCCCUCACCGAGCCCCCUCACCGAGCCCGACCCCCUCACCGACCCCCCUCACCGAGCCCGACCCCCUCACCGAGCCCCCUCACCGACCCCCCUCACCGAGCCUGGUGGAAGAGGCCGAGAAUCAGUUUAAGAGCUGAGAAGGGCGAGGGACACCGAGAUUUCGCAAGCCGGCGCUAA
Carcharodon carcharias (great white shark) is the source of this 1578-nucleotide messenger RNA. Its product is annotated as early nodulin-75-like. The transcript has 3 exons. The record is from RefSeq and is a predicted model, not a curated record. The coding region runs from base 1 to 1578 and encodes 525 amino acids. Lineage: Eukaryota; Metazoa; Chordata; Chondrichthyes; Lamniformes; Lamnidae.